This is a messenger RNA of Phaethon lepturus (White-tailed tropicbird), 467 nucleotides long. Its product is annotated as GPI ethanolamine phosphate transferase 1-like. The annotation marks the transcript as partial. Gene Ontology annotation, biological process: GPI anchor biosynthetic process. The transcript is spliced from 3 exons. The record is from RefSeq and is a predicted model, not a curated record. NCBI's taxonomy places the organism in Eukaryota, Metazoa, Chordata, Aves, Phaethontiformes, Phaethontidae. Gene Ontology annotation, cellular component: endoplasmic reticulum membrane. Gene Ontology annotation, molecular function: mannose-ethanolamine phosphotransferase activity.
UGUUGGACCUGCUGUUGCCAUGGGUAUACUAGUCUUCAUACUCGCUGGUCUCGUUGUGCACUGUGUGUUCUUGGUCUCCAUUUUUGACAUCUACUUCAGCUCUCCCCUUGUUCACGGGAUGACUCCUCAGCAGACUCCACUGCCACCUCCAGCAAAACGUCUUGUACUCUUUGUUGCUGAUGGUCUGCGGGCCGAUUCACUGUAUGAAUUGAACUGCAACGGUACACCCCAAGCACCUUACCUGCGGGGUAUUCUAGAGAAUAAUGGCAGCUGGGGAGUCUCUCACACCCGGGUCCCAACAGAAUCCAGGCCGGGGCACGUUGCGCUUAUAGCUGGAUUUUAUGAAGAUGUCAGUGCAGUUGCUAAAGGAUGGAAGGAGAAUCCAGUGGAAUUUGACUCUGUUUUCAAUGAAAGUAAAUAUACUUGGAGCUGGGGAAGCCCAGAUAUUUUGCCCAUGUUUGCAAAAG